Blepharisma stoltei is the source of this 812-nucleotide messenger RNA. The record is from the annotation of a GenBank genome assembly. NCBI's taxonomy places the organism in Eukaryota, Ciliophora, Heterotrichea, Heterotrichida, Blepharismidae.
AUGCUUUAUUUGCUUUUCCUGACUUUCAACCUUGGGCUUGCACAACAUCCAAAAAUAACCUUAGAUGGCCCAUCCGCAACCGUUUAUUUCCUUGGAGACUAUGACUACUCAGUAGUCAACAGUCAAAAUUUUACAAUUGAAGACAGCUCUAAUAACAAUUUACUCACAAUUACUCAAUCAGAUUCUUGCAAUAUCACUGCAAACCGCCGCAUUGUGGUUCAUGGAGAUUUAUUGGCAUCUAAUGCCCCUAUCAAAAUCCAAAAUUACGACCAAUGGCAGCUUGUAGCUCUUGAAGAUUUCCAAGGCCAACUAUCAGGAUGGUCUGAUUCCUCAGUCAGCAAUUGUGGAUCAAGCCCAAAUAUCUUCCUUGGUGGCCAUUGCAAGUAUUCUGACGUUUCUGUAUCCAAGACCUUUACAAUUCCUUCCCACAGUUAUAUCAAGGUCUCAUUUAACGUGAACUUUUUAGACAGAUGGGAAGGCGAAAGUGUAUAUAUGAAAUUAGACAGCAAUAUCGUCUGAAAUGAAAGCUACCAAGCUUGCAAUAACUUACAUAGCACAUUAUGCCAAUAUAAAGGAAUAGACUCAUGUGGAGACGACUAUCCUGACAGGAUUGGGCAUCCUGUUACUUAUUCAGGAGUUCACAGUGCCGACUCAGUAACCCUAGAAUUUUCGUCAACUUUGGAUAGAGACUCAUGCGAAGUCAGCUGGGGAAUUGAUGAUUUAGAAAUUUAUAUAUGCCUUAUUCAAUUAAUGUCCUUAUUUUUAAAUCAAUAAUAGCCGUAUUGAUAUUCAAACAAAAUAGUUUAAGAUAA